AUGGUUCAUCCAGUACAUUCUUCCGUACAACUCCUUUCGCUGUAUCACGAUUCCCUUGUUUCUCGAGUCAUCUCUAGACUUCCAUCGACUAUCUCUCGGCCGGCGCCCACACCACAUUCCCGAUAUACAAAGUACUGGACGGCCCACUCCUCACUUUACCGCAAGGUUGCCAUCACCCUUCAAAUGGUUCAGUACACAGAGCUACUCUGGGAAAUGAUCGCGCGGCGUCGAGGUGAAAAAGUUCGCUGGCGAGUCGUUAUCCUUAUCGAAGCUAUCAAAGCAAUAUGUCGUUUGUUUCUGCUGCAUCUCACAAACUCGAGACCGCUAGUCAGCCCUCCAUUACCAGAGCGCGACGUCGACCCGAGAUCUGCGGAAGAAGAGGAACGCGAUUGGAACGGGAUGCAAACACCAGUAAGCGAGCGGUCUUCAGACCUGAGCUGGACUAUGCCUCGUACGGGACUAUCGCUUCCUUGCCUUCCGGAUGUGAACGACGUCUCAAGCUUCUUAAUAUCGAAGGUACUCACUGCUGAUGACAUCAAGCCGCCCAAGGCCCUUUUGCACCGAGUCACAGGUCAAGGCCAGCUGGCAGAAAUAUUGUACAUUUUGCGGCCUGUAGCCUAUGCACUAGCGAUGCAAAAAUGGAAUGGCAAUAAACGAAGUUGGAGGCCUUGGCUCAUUGGGUUUGGCAUGGAGUAUGGCUGUCGGCAACUUGCCAAAACUGAUUUCAGGGAAAGACUUGCUGGUGGCCUCGGGGACUAA
This is a messenger RNA of Aspergillus bombycis, 759 nucleotides long. RefSeq names its product peroxisomal membrane protein PEX16. The record is from RefSeq and is a predicted model, not a curated record. Gene Ontology annotation, biological process: peroxisome organization. Lineage: Eukaryota; Fungi; Ascomycota; Eurotiomycetes; Eurotiales; Aspergillaceae. Bases 1 to 759 code for a protein of 252 amino acids. Gene Ontology annotation, cellular component: peroxisomal membrane. The transcript has a single exon.